Drosophila ficusphila is the source of this 1707-nucleotide messenger RNA. RefSeq lists its product as uncharacterized. The coding region runs from base 1 to 1707 and encodes 568 amino acids. Lineage: Eukaryota; Metazoa; Arthropoda; Insecta; Diptera; Drosophilidae. The record is from RefSeq and is a predicted model, not a curated record. The transcript has a single exon.
AUGUGUCGCUUGUUGGUUUUUCUAAUAAUAAUCCCGUGUGUUGGAAGAUCCCUAAGUUGGACAGCCGGAGAUGUUGUUCAUCAGCUUAAUAAAGAUCUACGGUUACAGCUGAAUAUUUAUUUGGAUUGUGAAGACAUGGAAUUUCAACUGAAUCAGGAAGUGCCUAAUUUAUUAGUGAAUACUUCUGUGGAGCAAAGAAAGUUGUUGGGCAGGUUCAAUGAACGUGCUUUGAUAAUUGCCUGCCUAAAGGAUUCAACAGAUAAUCGAACUCUAAGUGGCUUAAAGGAUUUACUUUGGGGCCUACAAAAAUUACAUAUUUUGUAUGUCGUAAAUUCCAAUGUUCAUUUGUACUUUGAAGAAGCUCUUAACAAUGGUUUUCUUCAUGUGCUGGCUCUAAAUUCAAAAACUGGAUCGCUCUACACUUAUGAACCCUAUCCCGAAAUUAAAAUUCAUCAGGUUGAGAAAAUGCAAUCGUUUUAUACCUUGACAAGACUUAGAAAUUUGCAAGGACACACAGUAUACAUCACGGUGGAGACGAUGACUCCCCGUUGUUUUCGCUAUAAUAAUAGUAAUGGUGAAAGAGUUUAUGCUGGUUACAUGUACAAAAUGAUUAAAACGUUCAUUGAAUUCUACAAUGGAACGGAGGAGCAUGUUUUUGCUAAUUAUUCAUACGUGCCCUAUGCAAUUGGUUUAAGAGCCCUUAAAAAUGGUCAAAUUGAUAUGCUACCCCGGAUAAUACACGCAAUGGAUUGGAUUUAUUUCUAUCGCAGUCAUGUUUUAUACAACAUUAAAACAUUUAUCAUGGUACCUUGGGCCGAACCAUUACCAAAGAGCCUGUACUUUAUUCGACCUUUUGAUUGGACAGUUUGGAUGGCAUUUACCAUAAGCAUUGCCUACUCCUCGAUUAUGAUCUGGUGGAUGGGUUAUAGACAGAAGGGAAAAUCAUCUCUUUCUCUUACUUUUAUGGAUGUAUUGCAAAUGAUGUUUCAACUUCCUUUCACCAAAAUCUGGCACUUUAAAAUGGGAACUCGUCAAGUAUUCAAUUUUUUCGUGCUUUUCGCAUCUGGUUUUGUGCUGACCAAUCUCUACACCGCUCAGUUAUCAUGUUACUUAACUACUGGCUUAUUUAAGCAUCAACUCAACAGCUUUGAAGAUCUAUUUCGCGAAAAACAAUUGUUGAUGGUAGACCAAUUCGAUGCAGAUGUACUAAGAAAUAUGACAAAAUCGAAAAUUAUUCAGCAAGGAUUUGAUAAUAUUAUUUUAACGGAUGAGUUAAAUACAGUCUUGAAGCAUCGAAAUAACCUUAAUACAUUGUAUGCUUAUGAGGCCUAUGAGGACAGACUUGCAUAUUUGCUACUACAACAAAAGUAUCUUCGAGUGCCGCUUUUCAAAACAAUAAAUGAGGUCUUCGAUCAACAACCAGUAUUUGUGGCUCUACGACACGGAUUGCCAUAUACGGAAUUAGUUAACGAUUACAUUCGGCGAAUCUGGGAGUCGGGCAUUUGGGUACAACUUCAGAAAGAAGCCAAUUUAGAAGGAAUAGCCAAUGGCAAAAUAUCCUAUCGAAAAUCGAAAUCACGCGAGGUUCAGGUUUUCGAUAGAAAAUUUUAUUUUUUUGCCUAUUUUUUAUUAGGGCUGGGAUGGCUUUUUGGUAUAGUUUUAUUUUUGCUGGAGAGAUUUAUUUAUCAUAUCAAAUAUAGUAAAUAA